GUGUGUAAUCGGAAGGGUAGACUGGAUUCAGAAACGGGGAAAACAGGAAUGUUUCUUCCGGUUCCAAAGAGUCAAGAAAAAAGCGAACGGAAGCCAAUGUGGUCUUUGUAGUCUGUCAGCGAACUCUUGUGUGCGGCUCAGCUCUGCUGCCAGCUUUGGUUUCCCCCCAACUGCAGGAAAAACCAUUGAGACAAGAGAGAGGCCUCUGACUCAAGAAGUGCAGCAGACCUCUGACUGCAUGUCUCAGAGCUCUGACCGACCCCCCUUCUCUUCCUUCUCCUCCUUCCACUUCUCCUCAAGGACCCGCAUUUCAACAUAACCAUAACUUCCAAACCUCCAGCCAGCUGCUUGCUACUUCAUCACAGGCGCGGUUGGUAAUUGCUCUCCCUGGGCUGAAGGAUUGACCAUCGUCCCCUGACUGGCCCCCGACUGGUGCUCUUUCAGUGGGGGAGGGAGGGGAAGGAAGGUAGUUGAACGCCGUGCCACUUUCCCUGGAGAUGAAGCUGCAGGCCGUCAUGGAGAACCUGCACAGGCAGCAGAGGGCCAAGCUGCUGAUGGAGCAGCAGCUACAGCAGCAAGCCGCCCAGCACACUCAAGUCCGCACAGGUGGAGGAGGAGGGGAUGAGCUGAUGGGGAGCCCGGCCCCUGAGGCGGAGCAGGCCCAGAUGGCAGCGCUAGCGGCCAUGCGCGCCGCGGCGGCCGGGCUACAGAGGGUGUCGGACAGCCCCAUGUCAGAGCGCAGCAGCGGCGGCGAGGAGGAGGGUGAGGAUGAUGAAAAUGAAGAAGGGGAGGAGCAAUACAAGGACAUGAUGGGGUCAGAUGAGGAAGAGCAGAUCAAACAGAAAUGGGACGAGGAGGACUUUGAAGGCGAGAUGGAAGAAGACUUUGACGAUGACCUGGCAGAGGAAGGUCUUCCAACGGGCCAUGAUGCUGUGGCCCCCGGCAAAGGUAUCCUCCUGUUGCCCCACCGCCAGCUUCACCCUCACUCCCAGCUGCUGAAGGCCCGCCCCAGUGUCGACCAGGAGCCCCGCGUAGCUAUCCUACCUCCCCACGCCACACAUGGCCAUCUUGGUGGGCAGGACCAUGGAGAAUGGACCUAUGAGGAGCAGUUCAGACAGCUGUAUGAACUGGAUGGAGACCCAAAAAGGAAGGAGUUUCUGGAUGACCUCUUCAGCUUCAUGCAAAAAAGAGGAACCCCUGUGAAUCGUAUUCCCAUCAUGGCCAAACAGGUCCUGGAUCUGUACAUGCUCUACAGGCUGGUAACAGAGAAGGGCGGCCUAGUGGAGGUCAUCAACAAGAAACUGUGGAGAGAGAUCACCAAGGGACUUAACCUGCCUACCUCAAUCACCAGUGCAGCCUUCACCCUUCGCACACAAUACAUGAAGUACCUGUACCCAUAUGAAUGUGAUAAGAGGGGUCUGAGCAACCCCAACGAGCUCCAGGCAGCCAUCGACAGUAAUCGGCGGGAGGGCCGACGACAGAGCUUUGGCAGCUCCCUCUUCACCUACUCACCCAAUGGGACACCCACCAUGCUGUCCUCGCCGAAGCUCCCCACGCCCAGUGUGGGCCUGACGGUGGGCACCAACGGGGCCUCACUGACCCCCAUCCAGAAGAUCAAGAAAGAAGAGGGAGGCCAGCCGCUGCCGGGAGUCGGUGUGGCUCGUUUGCCAGUGGGGGCCUUUGCGGGUCACUCGGUGGCUGCUGUGCAGGCAGCGGCAGCCCAGGCAGCGAUGGCAGCUCAGGUGGCAGCUCUGGAGCAGCUGAGGGACAAACUGGAGGCCGGCGAGCCUCCAGAGAAAAAGAUGGCGCUGCCGGCCGAGGAACAUCACCGACUGCUGCAGAGAGCGCUGCAACACAAUCUGCUGGCCAUGACCGCCCAGAUACCCAUGAACAUCCGCAUCAACAACCAAGACGGCAGGCAGGACUCAGCCCUGAACCUCACCACCAACGGCACAAACAGCAUCAGCAUGUCAGUGGAGCUCAAUGGAGUAGUGUACACUGGCGUUCUUUUUGCUCAGGCAGCAGCAGGGUUGGCCUCAUCUGGUGCGUCUGGAUUGUCUGUCUCCAACUCGGCAAUCAGCGGUCGUGCUGCCCCUCAGCAGCAGGAGAACACACCUACCUCAAUCUCAACCUCCAGCAACCCGUUGUCUUAACAAACCCACAGCCUUUCCCCUUUAUUUUUUUUUUUUUAUUUUUAUGUUUUUUUCAAAU
This is a messenger RNA of Seriola dumerili (greater amberjack), 2211 nucleotides long. RefSeq names its product AT-rich interaction domain 3A (gene arid3a). Gene Ontology annotation, molecular function: DNA binding. Bases 498 to 2153 code for a protein of 551 amino acids. Gene Ontology annotation, cellular component: nucleus. Gene Ontology annotation, biological process: regulation of transcription by RNA polymerase II. NCBI's taxonomy places the organism in Eukaryota, Metazoa, Chordata, Actinopteri, Carangiformes, Carangidae. The record is from RefSeq and is a predicted model, not a curated record. The transcript is spliced from 9 exons.